ACCACCGCGGCUCCAAAGACCCUCGGACGCGGCCCAGCCCAGGGAAAAGGGGACCGGGCUGACACUACCAUCUCCGUUACAUCUUCGCCGCCCGAGGAGUGCUCUCGGAGGGACACGGGAGUCAUCGCACCGCCCCCGGGACCGAACUAACAUCCGGCUAUGGCAGAAGACUUAAAAAGUCUUUUGGGCGCAGGAAGCGUCCGAGAGCUGCAGCAGAAGCUGGAGAACUGGCAUCACGACUACGAGAUGAAUUCCAGUUGUGAAAAUAUGAGCCGAUGCUGUGAAAUAUUAGAACUGAACACCGCAAUUCAAAAGCAGCUCUUCUCAAUUCUCAGUGAAACAUCUCAAGAUGCUGAUAAAUGCGCAGAAGUAAUAAAAAGCUGUAUCACGCCAAGCCCAUGCUGUGCUGCUUCAGGAGCACAGGAUUCAGCUGGAGGAGAACUACAGCUGUGUGAUUUGGCCAGCAAUCCGAAAUGUAGACUGAAAGAUUUGGAGAGCAAACUAGCCGAAACUCGUCUGCAGAUCAACCGGAUGGAACGAGAGCUUGCACGGACCUGCCCUCCUUGCUCUCCUUGCCCUCCUUGCUCUCCUUGUCCUCCUUGCUCUCCUUGCCCUCCUUGCUCUCCUUGCCCUCCUUGCUCUCCUUGCCCUCCUUGCUCUCCUUGCCCUCCUUGCUCUCCUUGCCCUCCUUGCUCUCCUUGCCCUCCUUGCCCUCCUUGCGCUCCUUGCUCUCCUUGCCCUCCUUGCUCUCCUUGUUCUCCUUGCCCUCCUUGCGCUCCUUGCUCUCCUUGCCCUCCUUGCGCUCCUUGCUCUCCUUGCCCUCCUUGCUCUCCUUGCUCUCCUUGCCCUCCUUGCCCUCCUUGCCCUCCUUGCCCUCCUUUCCGGUGUGGGAGUGGCCGAUCUGUUUGCGUGAAGAGCUGGUCACCUGCCCAGAGCAGACGGGUUCAUGCUUCGCGUCGCGCCUGCCUCAUAGCGCGCUUCAACUUCAUCUAUGCUAAAGACCGCUUGGAUGCAGAGGCCCGUUUGAGGACAUUCGUCUGUGACAUGGAGAUGGUGCAGAGGAUAAUAUACCUUGCAGUUGUGGAAUCUUUCCGUGCAGCAAGGAUGGCCUUCUGGAAGCUCAAAAUACAUCUAAAAGAGACUUUGCCUCUAUGUCACUUGGCGGGACCUGGGUCAGCUGAACUUGCUAUCCUGGAUUAUAUGGCUUGCCACAAGGAAGUGUAUGACGUUUGUUGCAGUGUCCAGGAAGUAAUUUGCACCUUGAGCAUGAAUCCAAAGCUUCCGUGUCCAGUAGAGGUUGAUUUUGCUGUGCUCAGCUGUUUGAUUCGAGAGCUGUGCUGUUUGGCUUUUCAAAUGCAGACACUUCUUCCUGCUCUUGAUAUUGCUGUUGGUGUUGAUGGAGAGCUUUUCAAUAAGUGCAUGUACUAUCGUAGUUGUGACUCAGAUUUCACAGCUUGCUUUGUGGCCUAUCACGUCUGGCCUGCUCUGAUGGAAAAUGGUAAUGUAAUUGUGAAGGGAGAGGUAGUCACCAAAAGAACUGUUCCGUGUUGUCGCAGAAGCAGAGUUAGAAGCAAAAGCUGCUGCUGUGGGCGUCGUCUCCUGCCUGGUCAAGUAAGCCUCUGCUAAAUGUCUGUAGUGUUAAG
Messenger RNA from Cyanistes caeruleus (blue tit), 1643 nucleotides. The record is from RefSeq and is a predicted model, not a curated record. NCBI's taxonomy places the organism in Eukaryota, Metazoa, Chordata, Aves, Passeriformes, Paridae.